This is a messenger RNA of Dictyostelium purpureum, 2121 nucleotides long. RefSeq lists its product as uncharacterized. The transcript is spliced from 5 exons. Gene Ontology annotation, biological process: proteolysis. Lineage: Eukaryota; Evosea; Eumycetozoa; Dictyosteliales; Dictyosteliaceae. The coding region runs from base 1 to 2121 and encodes 706 amino acids. The record is from RefSeq and is a predicted model, not a curated record. Gene Ontology annotation, molecular function: tripeptidyl-peptidase activity; serine-type endopeptidase activity.
AUGAAAUUAUUAUUAGCAUUAAUUUUAAUUUUAUUUGUAAGUUUCUCAUUCGGGAAACAUUAUGAAUCAAGUAGAUGGGUCAGAAAAAUUCAAAGUGAAAGAAUCCCAAAUCAUGCAUCAAUGACAUUCAAUGUUUACUUGAAGCAACAAAAUGCAGAAGUUUUAGAAGAUACUAUCAAAUUAAUUUCAGAUCCAAAAUCAUCACAAUAUGGUAAUUAUUUAUCAGUUAAUGACAUCACCAACAUUGUUGCUCCAUCACACGAAACUAUUAAAACUGUUGAAAACUGGAUUAAACCACACAGACCAUUAAAAAUGGAAUAUGGUCCAAAUAAAGAUGUUGUCAAAGUCACCAUGAAAAAGAGUUCAGUCGAAAAAUUAAUGAAUGUUAAAAUCGAUAGCUAUACUCAUCCAAAUGGUAAAUCAAUUCUUCGUUCAUCGGAAGAUCCAAUUCUUAAUUCAAAAUUAAAAAAUCAUAUUGAUUUAAUUACUGGUAUUUCAAAUUUCCCAAUGUAUAAAAAAGAUAGAUCAUUAAAAUCAUUCGAUGAAAAUGAUUAUGAUUUAAUGACUUCAAGUUCAUCAUCAUCAUCAGAUGGUUUCUCAGAUACUGGUUUAAGAAUUAUCAGUAUUAAAGGUACUGGUGAAUAUAUGAAAGUAACUUAUCAACCAAGUUGUUCACCAACAUGUAACAAUAAAUACUAUCCAGUUACUAUUACCACUACCACUUUAAAUCAAGUCGUCAAUAACUCUAUCGUUAGUGAAGAUAUUAUGCCAACUUGUUCAAUUCAAAAUAAUUUACCAGUUUGUAUUGUUAAUGCUAACAGUUACUUAUACCAACCACAACAAGUUUCUAUCUUGGAUACCAUUACCAGAGAUACCAAUGUAUGGCCAUUCAACUUUGUUUCAACACCAAUCGUUGUACCACAAACUAUUAAAGAUUAUUAUGGUAUUCCAAAUAACUAUAUUGUUUCUAAUCCAAACGCCACUCAAUGUGUCGUCGAAUUUGAACAACAAUAUUACAGUCCACAAGAUUUAACCACAUUCUUUAACUCUAUGGGUUUAGUUAAUAAUGCUACUGUUAAUUUAAUUGGUUAUAAUGAUGUUUCAAAUCCAGGUGUAGAGGCAUCUUUAGAUAUUCAAUAUAUGAUGGGUGUUGCACCAGGUGCUGAAACUACUUUUUGGUCAAUUUACACUAAUAGUUCCGCUGAAAUUGAUGAUAUUUUACAAUGGGCCAUUGCUAUUGCUGGUACUGAAAACCCACCACUUGUUAAUUCACUUUCAUAUGGUAUGACUGAAUUUAAUGUUGAUAAAUAUUUAGGUAACGGUUAUAUGGCUCGUUCAGAAAUCGAAUUCCAAAAAGUUGCUCUUAGAGGUAUCACAAUUGUUAUUGCUAGUGGUGAUUCAGGUGCUGGUGAUUUAGGUGGUGAACCAAUGAGCACAGAUAACUGUAAUACUCUUCACGCUGAUUGGCCAUCAAAUUCACCAUAUGUAACCUCUGUUGGUUCAAUCUAUUUCACUCCAUAUGCUGUUCCAAUCUGUUAUGAACCAACAAGUGCUGGUGGUGUUAAUUGUCAAUCAAAUACUAUUGGUGAAGUUGGUGUCUCACUUGAUUAUGGUAUGUUAUGGAGUAGUGGUGGUGGUUUCAGUAACUUUACAACUACUGCUUUUUACCAAGAAGAUUUUGUUUCAUCUUAUAUCGAAAAAUUAAAUGAAUUAAAUGUUGUUCCACCAUCAAAUAUUUGGAAUUCAAAAGGUAGAGCUUAUCCAGAUUUUUCAAGUGUUGGUCACAAUCUUUAUGUUAUUAAUGGUGGUGAAUGGUUAUCAGUCGAUGGUACCUCUGCUUCAGCUCCAAUUUUUGCUGGUAUGAUCACUAUCUUAAAUGAUAUUCGUUUAAAUGCUGGUUUACCAGCUCUUGGUUUUAUCAAUCCAUUAUUCUACCAAAUUUACAGAGAACAUCCAGAAGCUUUCUAUGAUGUUGUCGUUGGUAAUAAUCGUUGUGGUCUCAGUGAUUUCAAACCAUUCUGUUGUGAUAGUGGUUACACUGCUGUUUCUGGUUUCGAUACUGUUUCUGGUUUAGGUAGACCAAACAUGGAAGUUUUAAUGAAAUUAAUUUUAAAUUAUUAA